This is a messenger RNA of Cuscuta epithymum, 8325 nucleotides long. Lineage: Eukaryota; Viridiplantae; Streptophyta; Magnoliopsida; Solanales; Convolvulaceae. The record is from the annotation of a GenBank genome assembly.
UGUUGGGAUAUAUUAUCCCGGCCUAUUACUGUUCAAGAGCCCAAGAUAUUAUCCAGUACGGAGCCUGAACAGUUAGGACCAUUUCGGCCCAUCCGGCCCACCUUAGCCUUUGGGCCUGUUUCGGCCCACUUGGCCCAUUAGGGUGGAGAGUACUUCCCAUCCCCUUUCCUUAUAAAUAUGGGGGUUUCCCUCCAUAUGAGGGAUCCCUUUUUCCUCCUUCUUCAUGCUUCUUCUUCUCUAGAUUAGAUAAUACUCCAUUAAUGGGAGCUUCAAGCUUGUAUAAUGUAAUGGUGAGGAGAGUCUAAUGAGAAUUGAGAGGGCUUGGACAUUAGCCUAAAAAGUCCCGUGGUUUUCUCCCUUUCGGGUUUCCACGUAAAAACUGAGUUGUUCAUACACAUUUAUACAUAUAUUUACUAUAUCGUGUUGGAUUAAACUCAACACUGGCGCCGUCUGUGGGAAUCUGUCCAAAAAGAUUCAUGUGUUUUACUGUUCUUGAGUUUCUACAAAAAAUUCAUACGGAUGAACUCAAUUCUAGUGAAAAAAAAAAAAAAAUCUAGGAAGAAGGUCUGACGUGAGCAGGGAAAGGAAGGAAGAAUCUGGGAAAAUUAUGACCGAAAUUCCCCAGAUCUGUUUCGGGGUCGCCUGAGCCGCCUUCACCUAUCCCGCCAUGGUAGGCCCUCCGGUGGGUUCAGCUCCACCAGUUGGAGACCGCUGCGGCAUCCCAGAUCUCGUAAUAUCGGUCCUAGGAGGGCUCCGUUGCAGCAGCACUGUUCAUCGGACGUAGCUGGGUCCUCCGACUGGGACGCAGCACCAUCUUUCAUCGCUGUCCUUCGGCCCCUGACCUCUGUUAAUGCGACGAGGUUUGUAAGCUGAGGGCUCCUCGAGCUCUGCCAUGGAUGUUUGCUUGGAGCUCAGAGAAGGUAUGCUUCGGAGCUCGGCCAAUCUGUCACCGUAGGCUAGCUUUUCCAGCCGCACUCUCUCUGCUAUAGCUUCCGUCGCCACCAGUCAGCAGCCGACCCGCACUGAUGGACCUUGGUGGGAUGUUGCGUCUGUCUCUCCACGAGAUGCUCCUCACUCGGCUGAAAGUAGACCACGACUCCAAGGUUAGAGCCAAGGGAUAGAGGGCCCAAUCUCUGGGAGAAUUUUGGCCAAAGUCAAAGCCAAAGGGAAUCAAAAUAAAUCCAACGUGUGUAUUGCUGGCCGAGCCUCCUUUUCCAAAGCUAAGUGCUUAACUCCUUCACUUUUGAUUGAAGCCCGAUUGACAUUGCUAUUAAUCUGUUAUCACCAUUAUUUAUUAGGGAUUAUAAUCUCCCAAAAUUAAAUAAUGCCGAGCGACGCUCUCGUGAUAAUUAGAUUUCACCGUCAUUUAAAUUAAAUGACUGGUUGUUGUGGGCCCGUCGGCCCACUCCUGAUCGACUUUAAUUAGCGAGCGGAGCAUAUCUGAAUGGCCUUUGAUAGGAUAAUAUCAUUGCUAUUACCUGUUACAUCACUAUUAUUUAUUAGGGAUAAAAUGUCCCGAAUUAAAUAAUGUGGAGCGAAGCUCUGGUGAUGGUUGGUUCAGCCAACAUUUUGUUGAAUAUUUAAUUUCUUAUGGGCCUGUUGGCCCACUCUCGAUCAGCUUGAUUUGCGAUCUGAGCGUCUCCAGAGGGUAGUGCCCCGAUGACGCGUUUUAGUUUGGGGGGUUACGCAUUAGUCCGCACGGCACCGAGUGCUCGAGCGACGAUCGUACCCUGGUACCAUCUACGCCAUCAGGCGCGAAGUGACUAUUGCCGAACGUGGCCUAUGGGGCCCGAGGGCACCAAAGCACUCAACCUCGUUUUUCCGAGGGCAGUGCGACCAACUUGGGUCUGAGUUUGAAAACUCACAGACCGAUGAAUAUCUCUAUGUGACGUUCGGCGGGCUGCUGAUUGGCCCCGCCGCGAGCUGCUACGUCCAUUAACCCCGCACGAUGAGCCGGGCCGAGGGUCACGAUGACCCAUAGGCCGGUAAUCGUGGGUGUUAAAGACUCCGCCAUGCAAACGGUUAUGUGUGCAUAUUUAUUGUCGGGCCGUGCGGCCCGUUAUCAUGCUUAUUGCGCAGCUGAAGCCACUCGACGCGCUCGAGCGAAAUGAUUAAAAGACACUCGGCCCGAAUCUUGAAGACGUUCAGGGCCAGCUAUAGUGGAGACCAUCACGGCUGAGAGCCGAUGGACGAGCAUCUCCACCCAGAGGUCGAGGGCCUAGAGGAGACCACCACGGUUGAGAACCGUGGGACGAGCGUCUCCACCCCAGAGACCGAUGGCCUAGGAAGAACACCUAGAGGCCGAGGGUCUAGAGGCGAAUGCCAUGACAGAGAACCGAGAGACGAUCACCCGUCAUUCAGAGGCCGAGGGCCUAGAAGAGAUCGUCAGGGCCGGGGGCCGUCUGACGACAUUAUUAUAUCAUGACCGGCCUCUCGGCACGGCAUGAUUAUCUUAUUUGAAGACCGGGCUCAUCCCCGCGAUGCGUGGAUGAGGACCGUUGCUUGAUUUCAGGUCGGCCUCUCUUUGCCGACAUCAUCAUAUCACGACCGGCCCCCUCGGCUCGACGUGCUCACCUUUUGGAGACCAGCCUCGUCCCCGCGUUGCGCGGGUGAGGACCGUUGCUGGAUUUCAGGUCGGCCUGUCAUUGCCGACAUCACUAUAUCACGACCGGCCUCUCGGAUCGGCGUGCUUAUCUUUAGAAGACCGGCCUCGUCCCCGCGCUGCGCGGGCGAAGACCGUUGCUGGAUUUCUUUCAGGUCGGCCUCUCAUCGCCGACAUCAUUAUAUCACGACCGGCCUCUCGGACCGGCGCGAUUAUCAUAAUCGAAGACCGGCCUCGUCCCCGCCACCUCGCGGACGAGGACCGUUGCUUGACCAUAUCUUGAUCGGCAUCUCAUUGCCGACAUUAUCAUACCACGACCGGCCCCUCGGCUCGGCGUGUUCAUAUUUGAAGACCGGCCUCGUCCCCGCACUGCGCGGAUGAGGACCGUUGCUUGUUUUCUCAGAUCGGCCUCUCAUUGCCGAUAUCGUCAUAUCACGACCGGCCUCUCGGCUCGGCGUGCUUAUCUUUUGAAGACCGGCCUCGUCCCCGCCCUCGCGGACGAGGGCCGUUGCUUGAUUUUCUCAGAUCGGCCGCUCAUUGCCGAUAUCGUCAUAUCACGACCGGCCUCUCGGCUCGGCGUGCUUAUCUUUUGAAGACCGGCCUCGUCCCCGCCCUCGCGGACGAGGGCCGUUGCUUGAUUUUCUCAGAUCGGCCGCUCAUUGCCGACACCAUUAUACCACGACCGGCUUCUCGGCUCGGCGUGCUUAUCUCUUGAAGACCGGCCUCGUCCCCGCCACCCCGGGGACGAGGACCGUCGUUUGAUUCUUUCGGGUCGGCCUCUCACUGCCGACACUGUCAUGUUAUGUUCGGCCUCUCGGCACGACAUAUUUAUCUUUUGAAGACCGGUUUCAUCCCCGCGCUGCGUUGGAUGAGAGCCGUUGCUCGGAUAUAUCGGCCUGACUGGACACUAUUGCCAUCUCCGUUAUCAGGACCGACUGCUCAGCGAUAUUAUGAUCAUUGUAUAUCGGCUCUCAAUGCCGACCUUCUUGAGUCAGCGAUCGGGCUCACCCCUCCCCUCCAGGAGGGUGACCAUCGCCUUCGCAUGACGACCAGCUAUUCCGUCGCCUCGUCAUUUUAUUCGUUUUGGUAUGCCACCACCAUUAUGUGUGACAUCCCGUGAUCCCUGCGAGUUUCUUGGAUACCGAAUGUCUUCUUCGAUGUAGGAAGAUCGGUAGGACCACGGACCAGGGACGGACGAACGAAGCACCAGGGAAUCUCGAUGCAGAUAAACCUGUUCCUCCUUGCGAUGUCUGCGGAUACCGAACGUCUCCUCGAAGUAAGGACGCCGGUAGGACCAAGGACCAGGGACGAACGAAGCGCCAGGGAAUCUCGAUGCAGAUAAACCUGUUCCUCCUUGCGAUGUCUGCGGAUACCGAACGUCUCCUCGAAGUAAGGACGCCGGUAGGACCAAGAACCAGGGAUGAACGAAGCGCCAGGGAAUCUCGAUGCAGAUAAACCUGUUCCUCAUUGAGAUGUCCGCGGAUACCGAACGUCUCCUCGAAGUAGGAACGCCGGUAGGACCAAGGACCAAUGACGAACGAAGAGUAUAGAUUGCCUCCCUCAAACAAAAAAAAGAAAAAAAAAAAAAAAAAAAAGAAAAAAAAAAAGAUGGGGAGAAGAGGAGGGUAGCUCCUAUGUGGAAGGGAAUCUUGCCCGGGUGUGCCAGAUCUUCUCCCACCGCCGAAGACGAACGCCUCUCGAUGUAGAGGUUAGUAGAGACGCGGAGGGGGCUAGACGAACCAAGGGAGCCUUGCCAAGAUAAACCUGUUCAUCCCACAAUGACCAUGGAUCGAUGGAUGUGGGAUAACAAAGACGGGAACCCGUGAGGGUAAACCAGUUCGUCCCUGCGAGUUCCUUGGGUACCGAACGUCUUCUUCGAUGCAAGAGACGCCGGUAAGACUAAAAGGACCAGGGACGAACGAAAAAGGGGGAAUCUCGAUGUAGAUAUACCUGUUCCUCAUUGCGAUGUCCGCGGAUACCGAACGUCUCUUCGAUGUAAGAACGCCGGUAGGACCAAGGACCAAUGACGAACGAAGACUAAAAGACUCCAAAAAAAAAAAAAAAAAAAAAAGAUGCCAGAAGAGCACGGAGCAAAGAAUGAUUUUAUCCCUUGGCACUAUUGGCUGUGAAGUACAAACUGAAAAACAUAUGUAAAGAAUAAUUACAAGACUUAAGUACGAAGAAUGAAGUGGCCGACGACGAUCGGCUAACAUCAGGUUUUCUUUUGCCUCAAACGACGAUUAGCUCCCCAGAUCGGGUAGAAGGGACAUCGCCCAGAUUUAUUUCAGGCUCACCAUUCCUUCCCGGAUGGAGUCCUGGCAGACGAUCGGCUUCUCACAGCCAAUCAGGAGAGAGACUUGACACAUCACCAGCACGGCCGAGGGCCGUGAGACGAUUACCACUCACCGACAGGCCGAGGGCCAUGAGAUGAUCAUCACCAUUUUUCUGUAUCACGAUCGGCCCCUCAGCGCCAUCGUGUCCAGACUCACGGUUCGGCUCGCCCAUUCCCUCCAGGAUGGCGACGACCGUCAUAUGCAGUACGAUCGGCCCCUCGGCGCCAUCGUACCUGGCUUCACAGUUCGGCUCGCCCAUUCCCUUCAGGAUGGCGACGACCGUCCUAUGCAGCACGAUCGGCUUCUCAGCGCCAUCGUGUCUCUUUCACGUUCGGAUCGCCCCAUUCCCUCCAGGAUGGCGACGAACGUCUUAUGCAGUGCGAUCGGCCCCUCGACGCCAUCGUACUUGGCUUCACGGUUCGGCUCGCCCAUUCCCUCCAGGAUGGCGACGACCGUCUUAUGCAGCACGAUCGGCUUCUCAGCGCCAUCGUGUCUCUUUCACGUUCGGAUCGCCCCAUUCCCUCCAGGAUGGCGACGAACGUCUUAUGCAGUACGAUCGGCCCCUCGACGCCAUCGUACUUGGCUUCACGGUUCGGCUCGCCCAUUCCCUUCAGGAUGGCGACGACCGUCAUAUGCAGCACGAUCGGCUUCUCAGCGCCAUCGUGUCUCUUUCACGUUCGGAUCGCCCCAUUCCCUCCAGGAUGGCGACGAACGUCUUAUGCAGUACGAUCGGCCCCUCGACGCCAUCGUACUUGGCUUCACGGUUCGGCUCGCCCAUUCCCUCCAGGAUGGCGACGACCGUCUUAUGCAGCACGAUCGGCUUUUCAGCGCCAUCGUGUCUCUUUCACGUUCGGAUCGCCCCAUUCCCUCCAGGAUGGCGACGAACGUCUUAUGCAGUGCGAUCGGCCCCUCGACGCCAUCGUACUUGGCUUCACGGUUCGGCUCGCCCAUUCCCUUCAGGAUGGCGACGACCGUCCUAUGCAGCACGAUCGGCUUCUCAGCGCCAUCGUGUCUCUUUCACGUUCGGAUCGCCCCAUUCCCUCCAGGAUGGCGACGAACGUCUUAUGCAGUGCGAUCGGCCCCUCAGCGCCAUCGUACCUGGCCUCACGGUUCGGCUCGCCCAUUCCCUCCAGGAUGGCGACGACCGUCUUAUGCGGUACGAUCGGCCCCUCAGCGCCAUCGUACCCAGCUCACGUUAGGGUCGCCCAUCCCUUCCAGGAUGGCGACGAACGUCUCUUAUGCAGCACGAUCAGCGCCCCAGCGCCAUCGUGUCUGGCUCACGUUAGGGUCGCCCAUCCCUUUCAGGAUGGCGACGAACGUCUCUUAUGCAGCACGAUCAGCGCCCCAGCGCCAUCGUGUCUGGCUCACGUUAGGGUCGCCCAUCCCUUUCAGGAUGGCGACGAACGUCUCUUAUGCAGCACGAUCAGCGCCCCAGCGCCAUCGUGUCUGGCUCACGUUAGGGUCGCCCAUCCCUUUCAGGAUGGCGACGAACGUCUCUUAUGCAGCACGAUCAGCGCCCCAGCGCCAUCGUGUCUGGCUCACGUUAGGGUCGCCCAUCCCUUUCAGGAUGGCGACGAACGUCUCUUAUGCAGCACGAUCAGCGCCCCAGCGCCAUCGUGUCUGGCUCACGUUAGGGUCGCCCAUCCCUUUCAGGAUGGCGACGAACGUCUCUUAUGCAGCACGUCUGCCCCUCGGUGCUGACAUGCCCGUUUUAUCGAUGAGAGCCACCGCUUUCUAUCACAUCUCACAUUCCUUCUCUCAUACAUUGCACUCAUACAUUACAUGCAUUCAUGCAUUCAUGCAUCAUACCUCAUACAUUCAUACAUACACGCGUGCAUCAUGUUUUGACAGUACCGCGAUGUCGGUUUAUAGAUGCAUGGACCUCUAAGCUUCUCCGUUGGAAAGCUCGAGUCAGAGUCCCUUACUCUCGCCUGAUGCAUUCAGGGGGAGCGUGCCCGUGGAGGAGCACCUUUCGCCCGACCCCAUCGGGAACGGGGGUGCCUCACCGGCAGAUUACGUUCGGGAGUGUGGACAUCCACUCAUAUAUUAUGAUUAUUCGAAGACACAGGUUCCAGCUAGACCGAGGUAAAGCGCAGGCAAGAGUAUAUUUUCUCGAGCAGAUUCGCACGCUCACUACUCAAGAAACUGGGGGACUUGUGUUGGGAUAUAUUAUCCCGGCCUAUUACUGUUCAAGAGCCCAAGAUAUUAUCCAGUACGGAGCCUGAACAGUUAGGACCAUUUCGGCCCAUCCGGCCCACCUUAGCCUUUGGGCCUGUUUCGGCCCACUUGGCCCAUUAGGGUGGAGAGUACUUCCCAUCCCCUUUCCUUAUAAAUAUGGGGGUUUCCCUCCAUAUGAGGGAUCCCUUUUUCCUCCUUCUUCAUGCUUCUUCUUCUCUAGAUUAGAUAAUACUCCAUUAAUGGGAGCUUCAAGCUUGUAUAAUGUAAUGGUGAGGAGAGUCUAAUGAGAAUUGAGAGGGCUUGGACAUUAGCCUAAAAAGUCCCGUGGUUUUCUCCCUUUCGGGUUUCCACGUAAAAACUGAGUUGUUCAUACACAUUUAUACAUAUAUUUACUAUAUCGUGUUGGAUUAAACUCAACAUCAUUCAAAUAAGGAGAGAAAUAAUUUAUUUGCUAAUAUUUAUGUGGCCAUCACUCAUGCCACAUAUGCAACAUGGACAUUAUAGCAUUGGAGAUGCUCUGAGAGCAUCUCCAAUGCUACAAUGUGCAUGGUGCACAUGUGGUAUGAGAGAGAUAGACACAAAAUAUUGAUUUUAUGACAUUUCUCUCUCCGUCUUUCCACGGCCUUAUGUGUUUAUGGUAAGUUUUUCUUUGCAAUGUCAAGCACAAUGUCUACAUCUAGCAUUGUGUUUAACAUUGUGAAGAAAAACUUAACAAAAUGAUACUCCCUCCAUCCAGCAAAAUAGUUCCCGGUUUCCUUUUUGGGCCGUCCCAAAAAAUAGUUCCCAUUUCCCCUUUUGAAAAGUUUUGUGUGGCUCACAUUCAUUUACCUUUUUCUUACACAACCACAACCAUACAUUUCCACUUUAUUCCCACUUUCUUAAACUUCGAUCCAAGUCAAUGUGGGAACAAUUUUAUGGGACGGAGGGAGUAUAAUAUCCUUCAAAUAAGGAGAGAAAUAUUUUAUUUAUUGUUUUUUGAUUGGCUAUCUCUCAUGCCACAUAUGCACCGUUAACGUUUUAGCAUUGGAGACGCUCUGAAUGCGUGCAAUCUCCACGCCAUCUAAUUCUUCCCCUUUCUUUCCCGCAAACCCCGUAGUCGUCGAAGAUAUAUAUGCACCAUCUCGCCUACAUCACUCGUCCUCUUUGAUUGUUGAUGCGGUGGUCGAUCAGUUGAUUUCAACAAUCACUGAUGCCUUAUUGGUCUAUUAGGGG